AGCAGAAUUAUAGGACAUGCUGAUUUAAAAGUAUAUGUACAGAACUCUAAUAAUGACGUCAAUCACUUCAGGGUAGAUUUAGAAAGGAAUGAUGUCAUCGGGCGUAUAAAAAGAUACAGUAUUUCUCUACCUUUAUGAUUUGUAUGACUCAUAUACUGGAAGGAAGGUUGAUUUGGGAGUAUUAAGUUUUAUAACUUUCGUCGACUUAAAAUACGUUUAUACGAAAGUAUUUCUUGAGUUCUCAACAACUUUCACGUAUACUUAAUAACAGUAUUUUCAGUUUUACCAGACAAGAUCAUUUUUAACGUUCAGCACUACAGAUAUGUUUAUUCAUUGUUCCAACGAUUCUGAACUUGAAGCUGAGAGCUCGCUGUCUGAUUCACAGCUUACAGGUCCAGCUGAUAUUUCUGAAGUUGAAGAACAAAAUAUGGUAACCACGUUGAACUUGUGUGGAUUAACAUCUGGAAUUCCAACUCAAACAACACACACUCCCACACCAACAACCUUGAAGAAUUUAGAAGAAUCAUUUCUGGAGCUACAGCCUGUAUCUCCAGCACUACUAGAGCAUCAAAAUCAGGCUGGUUUCAUACCUCCUGUAGUCAGUAUUUUGGAUACUUCUUAUCAACCAGUGACUAUUAAGCAAGAGCCAGAGUUUGUAGUAUCACGUCUGACAUCAUCUCCAGACAUCUUAUGCCCAACAAUUGUAAAAUACAAUGGAUCCAAAAGUACUGGUGGUCGAAAACCAAAUAAUGAUCAACUUCCCCCUGAAGAAGAGGAACGAAGAAAGCUACGUAGAGAACGAAAUAAACUUGCAGCAGCAAGAUGUCGUAAAAGAAGACUGGAUCACACUAACAGUUUGCUGAAGGAAACUGAAGGUCUGGAAGAGAAACGUCAAACACUUCAGAAUGAGAUCCAGCUACUGACAUUACAAAAAGAAGAGCUGCAGUUCCUGUUAGAUGCCCAUAAAGCAGCAUGUAAUCUUAAGAAAAAUAGUAACAAAAAUGUCAAACCACAUGAGCAUAAGCUCUUGGACAGUCACUCUAACCAUGUAUUUGAAUACAAUAAUCUAGAAGGCUUGAAGACCAAAAAUAUUCAGCGUCCUACAUCUCUUCCAAUUUCUUCACCCUUUACUAAUCCUGCUGGUAUCUCAAUAACAACCCCAUCUGGUGGUAUUCUGAAUCUUGAUUCUUGGUUAGAGUGUGGUACUGGCUUAACCCCAAUUUCUUCUGGCCUCACUCCAGUCAUUUCAUCCUGCUCAGAACAGCAAAGAAGCUCAAAAACAGAUUUGUCAAGUCCAGACACUUUGUGUUCUGUUAAACUUGUCUCCUUGUAAUACUUAAGUGGUAUAAAAUAGGUAGAAAUGCAUUUAAAACAAUUUUUUCAAAUGUUCAAAUAAGAUGCACAUGAUGAAUUUAGUCUGUGGCAUUUUUUUUUAUAGUGUAUAGAAGUAAGAAGGAACAAAUUACUUUUUAAGAAAGAAUGUGCUAUAUAUAUACAUAUAAUCUCUAAGCAAAUUUUAAAGUUAUGUAGACUUGUGUUAAAACAAAUGGGGAUUGUUUUGAUUUUCAUGCAUGCGAUUGUAUAUACAGUAUACAAAAAUAUAAUACAUUAAUUAAUUUUCAUGUGACAUUAUUAUUCACAAACAUCCCAUUCAAAGUGCAGCUUUUAAGAUUAUUCCAAAAAUAUUGUAAAUUAUUUAACUUAUGAACAGUUUGAAUAUUUCUCACAUUCCAUAAAUACAAGAGAAUAAUCAGUAAAAAAAACAAUACUUUCUUGACAUUUUAUGAUCAUUUUCAGUCAUAAUCAACAACUCAUCAUAAUUUUUAUUUAUUUCAUUUGUACAAAGUUGGAAAUAAACUCAACCAAACAUUAAAUAAUAAAAUUUAUGUGAUGAAUAAGUUACUUUGAAGCUCAAACAAUGGAUAUUUUCUGCUGGUUUCAACUUUAAUAUUUAUGUGUAUAGAAUGUACAAAUGAAUAAAACAGUUAUCCUAAAAUACUUAUAAAUUGUUAAAGCAACAUUAUUUUAAAUAGCAUUUGUGCUGUUAUUUUAUGCUGAUUUGUUUAAAUUUCAAUAGUUUCAAAUGAAAAAAGAAUUAGGUAUUUUUAAUGCUUGUUGGUAAUGCACAUAGUGUAAAAUUCAUAAUAUUUAAGAUGACUGAGAUCAACUGGUCACUUUCAUUGUUUAGAGCUGCAAAUUUUUACAAAUGGUUGUAUUAAAUUUGCACUUGCUCAAUGUUGUGUUUAUAGUAGUGGUGGGCAACAUUCAGCCCCUUAGGAGCCAACCUGUAGGCUCCUUGUAAAAAACAAAACGAAAACAACACAAUCGGUUUGCAAGAGUUAAUGUUAUCUAUAAGUAAUAUCAGCAGCCAUCAUUAAUGCUAAGAAAUGAAAACAAGUUUUAUUUUUAAUACCUUUAGUAGAGAGGGUUUUUGCAACUUUAAUAUAUUUCAUAUAUAUAGCUACUUUUUAUUAAAAGUGAUUAUUUUUGGCUUAAGACUGGUAAAGGGAUUUUUGCAGCCCUUUAGGAUAUUUGAAGACCACACUUGUGGCUCAUGGAAUAGCUAAGGUUGUCCACCACUCAUUUAUAAGAUUUUAAUUUUUCUUAUCACUUUCUAUGAAACAUUUUGAUUGAUUUAUUAAUUUAAAAAAGUUUAUUUAUGCUACUUCAUAAACUACUUCUUAAUUUAGGAAAUAAAAUAUUUCA
Molecule: messenger RNA, 2706 nt
Organism: Limulus polyphemus (Atlantic horseshoe crab)
Lineage: Eukaryota; Metazoa; Arthropoda; Merostomata; Xiphosura; Limulidae
Product: fos-related antigen 2-like
Exons: 5
Coding region: 323-1333 (336 amino acids)
Biological process (GO): regulation of transcription by RNA polymerase II
Cellular component (GO): nucleus
Molecular function (GO): RNA polymerase II cis-regulatory region sequence-specific DNA binding; DNA-binding transcription factor activity, RNA polymerase II-specific
Source: RefSeq, a predicted model, not a curated record